CACCUAAUCUUUCUCACUGAAACGACGUCGGCUAACUCAAUUGAAGGCUGUGUCGUUAUUGCCUUUCUCAAGAACACGAACCUUCUUUAGCAUUGCCUAGGGGAGAAAUUGACGUCCACGUUGUCCGGAGUGGACCAAGCCAACAAGCAUUUGUAGAAAAAAAAUCUUUCGUUUCAACUUUCCCCUCUCAGAUCACCAUGGACAAAGAGCAAAGUCAUGGAAAUGGAAACAGAAAGAGAGCAGGGGGAAAGAGUAUAGAGGGAGCAUCCACUUCUUCGUUCAUCUCUCCGGUACCCACAGAUGUAGGUAGCGGUCAAUAUGAUGUGUUCUUGAGCUUUAGAGGCUCGGAUACCCGCAAGGCAUUCAUCGAUCACCUCUACCAUAGUUUGAUCGAGGCAGGGACUGUACCGAUUUGCGUGUUCAGGGAUGAUAACAGCAUACCAAUUGGUGAGGAAUUUGGUUCGAAGAUUCUCAAUGCCAUCACACGGUCUAAGAUUUCGAUCCCCGUCAUCUCUGAAAAUUAUGCUUCGAGCAAAUGGUGCCUCCGCGAGCUCAUUCAUAUCAUGGACCGCAAGAAGAGCACAUCACACAUAGUGUUGCCCAUCUUUUACAAAGUGGACCCAUCAGAUGUGCGGUAUCUAAAAGGAAGUUUUGGGGAGGCAUUCCAUUCGCGUAAAAAGCAUUUUGAUGAGAAGGAUAUCCAGGAAGGGCAGCGAGCACUUAGAGAAGUGAGUGACUUACAUGGAUGGGAAUCCGAGAAAGUUGCUAACGGGCAUGAAGGAGAAUUAGUGGAAAAAGUUAAGAAAAAGGUUCUGAGCGAGUUGCAACAAGAUUUUCAGCUUGAUGUUAGUAAGCACUUAGUUGGAAUUGGUGAUCAUGUGAACAAAAUCAGGAAUUGGGUAGACACUCCUACCACUAAUGCUCGAAUGAUUGGAAUCUAUGGCAUGGGCGGGAUCGGAAAAACGACACUUGCCAAGGUAAUCUAUAACUGGCUGUCGAAUGACUUUGUGCAUCGCAGCUUCCUUGCAGAUAUUCGAGAAACAGUUUGCCGCAACGGUAUUCCUUAUUUACAAAAGCAACUAAUUAAGGAAAUUCUGCAAAUCGAACCUGAAGUUUGGAAUGUUGACAAUGGAAUUAAUACAAUCAAAUCUAGAUUCAAAGGAAAAAAGGUUCUCAUUCUUCUGGAUGAUAUAGAUGACAAGAAUCAACUAGAUGCGUUGGCUAGGGAACAUAAUUGGUUUGCGGUAGGAAGUAUGAUCAUUGUUACAACUAGAAAUGAAGCCGUUCUUGAUCAAUCUGAAUUCGAGGUAGACUACAAGUAUGAAUUGUAUGGAUUGGAUGAGGUGCAUGCUUUACUUCUAUUUAACAGACACGCAUUUCGUAUGGACCAUUCUCCGAGAGACUUUGACGGUAUAUCUCGUGAUAUCAUAUCCACCAUGGGUGGGCUUCCCUUGGCACUUCAGGUUGUAGGUUCAUACUUGUACAAAAAAACGAAUCGAAAAGUGUGGGAAGAUGUGUGGAAGCAAUUAGAAGGCCAACCACAUAAAGAAGUCCAGAAGAUAUUGAAAAUAAGUUAUGAUGCAUUAGAAGAUGGACAUAAGCAGAUUUUUCUCGAUAUUGGUUGUUUCUUUAUUGGCAAAGGGAGCGAAGUGCACAAAUUCGCCAUGUACAUGUGGGAGGGCUGUGGGUUUUAUCCAAAUCAAGGAAUUGAAGAAUUGAAGUUGAGGUGCUUAAUUAAAAUUGGAGAUGAUGGUGAGUUUAUGAUGCAUGAUCAACUAAGAGAUCUUGGAAGGAGCAUUUUUUGUCAAAGACAACAGCUUGACAAACGUAGCGGGCUAUGGGAUUGUAACUACAACGGAGCCUUGAGAGUAGUACGGGAAGAAUGGAGCCCCUGGUUCCGUGACUGGAUGCGGGCAGCUUCAAGCGGAGGCUCUUCUAACGAACUCCUUUCUGAAGUAAGAUGGCUUCAAUGGUGCGUCUGGGACGACGAUCCGCCUCCCAGUUUGCAUCUACCGAACUUAUUGGUGUUGGAAUUAUCAGGGAGCAUAUUCCCAGAGGAUUGGGAAAGAUGGAGGAGUUCAUUCAUGACGGCAAAGCGGCUACAAGUUCUCAACCUCAGAUGGUGCUAUUGUUUAAGAUGUACUCCUGAUCUCUCAGCUUUCACACGGUUGAAGAUUCUCAUCUUGACUGAAUGUAUCUAUCUGGAGUAUCUCCACCCUUCUAUUGGCAAACUCAAGAGCCUCGUUUCCUUAGACUUGAGGGAAUGUCGACGUCUCAAGGAGCUACCGGAGGAAGUGGGCGAAUUAAAAGAUUUAGAAGAACUUGAAUUAGAGUAUUCUGGUAUUACAGAGAUCCCUACGUCUAUUGGUUCUCUGAGGAAGCUGAAGAAACUAAAUGCCUACAGGUGUGAGUCACUGAGAGAAAUCCCUAGCUCAAUUGGGGAUUUAAAGAAUUUGCAAUUUCUGGACGUCAGUUAUUCUCGGCUUGAAAAGCUUCCCAAUGCUAUUGGGGAUCUUUCUUCGCUCCAGCGCCUUGAGCUGCAUCGCUGUGACAAGCUUCGGUCGCUGCCACGGCUUUCUAGCCUAAUCCACCUAGAAAAACUCUGUCUUUGGGAAUGCCAUCUACUUGAAGACAUCCCCGAGCUUCCCUCGAGACUCUUGAAACUCUAUAUUGUGGAGUGUCAUAAGCUGAUAUUGCUUAAGCUCGACGGAUUGAAGAACUUGGAAACGUUUUCAAUAAAAAGCUGCAGUUCAAUUGAAAGAUUGGACCUUUCACAGUUAAUUCGUCUGAAACGAUUAUGUGUUGAGGAUUGCGAUAACCUAGUUGAAAUUCAGGGUCUUGAUGAUGCGAAGUUCUUAGAAGCGUUGAAUGUUAUAGGAUGUGAAUCAAUGGAGACUUUGCCAGAUUUGAAUGGAUGUGAGAGGUUACAAUAUCUAGUAGUUCAAGAUUGCGAGAAACUUACUUAGCUUCGGGGACUUGAAAAGUUGGAUUUAAUUGAUUUGGAUAUCUCUGAUUGUGACUCAUUGGAAGCAAUACCGAAAUUAUCCGGAACAUGCGUCUUUAGAAAUUAUGAACUAGAGCUAUCUUACGACUCAUGGAGUGAUGAUUCCUGAACAGAGAGUGAUUGAUGUUUCCUCAACAGAGGGUUUUGUACUUUCCUAAAUUGCUAGUCUUACAUAAUUGAAGGAGUGGGGGAGUUGGUCAUAGAUGCUGACAUGAUGCUUCAGCCAAGAUCAAAAUGUAGACCCAAAUGUCAAUUGAAGGCAUUGGUCUUCUACUUUUGUAGACUGCAAACAGAUUAGCGGCUAGUGAGGCAAGGAUGAAAAUAUUAAAGAUAGGUAAACAAGAAUUCCCUAGUGAUUUACAGUUUCCCUCUCGAUAAACCCGGGAUUUGAAUCUUUCAUCUAGAGGCCGAUGAUCUUCUACUAAAUAUUAUAAACUGCUCCCAAAGUCCAUUUUUCCCUAUGUCCAAAAUUCAUAUUUUUUGUUAAAAAAUCCUGGCCCAUUUUGAGUUCCUUUGUGAGUAUUUUUGUGUGUCAGAUUUGGCUAGUGACAGAUAUCUUGUUCAGAACAAAAACCUUUCAAUUUUCUCUGGUGAUCAAAAACCCGGUCAAGUUUCUUAUGGUUCCCUUGAUGUUCCUCUUGAAUCUUACAUGACAGAGCAUGAAUUCCCAGUAAGUAUGAGAAACUGAGCUAAAAUAAAAGUCAAGUUUCAAGUUUCUCUGGUUGGUGAUAAAAAAAAAUGAAAAGUAGUUCUGACUAGUCUGUCAUAUAUAAUUGUAGACCAGCUCAAAGCUGUUGUUUUGAAAGAUUAUCAUGCAAAGGCAAACUGGUGUUGCUUUUGUGAUGGGUCUGGUUAGUCUAUGUAAUGACUGAGGCUUACUAUUGGACUUCGAUUCAAUGAGUUGUAUCGAUAACCUUGUACAUAAUUGGGACAAUAUUUUGCCCGUUCUGUGAAACAAGCUGGGGUGAGGAGCUCAAGAAUUUGCUAAUUAGUUUGCAUCCCGUUUGAUCCUAUUGUUGUCAUGGAAUCGUUUUCUCACAUCAUUGAUCUGGGUCUGGCUAACUUGGCAGAGGAACUUCAAGUUUCAUACCAGAGCCCAAUCAAAAUGAAGAGGGAUUUUGCAGAGGAAGAAUCAGCAACAGCUGACGACCAUCUUGCGUGCCAACCAUGAAGAGGCUCGUGGGCCAACUGGAUUGUACUGAGGAAGUUUUGAUGCUUGUGAACAUCCAAACACCUGAUCAAGUCUCAACAGUACAUUCCUAAAUGCUUAGUUGUUUGAUGCAGUUGCUUUCUAAUGAUAUCACUCCCGAUCUCGAUGAGGCUCUGCAGACGGAGGUAUGCACUACCAGUCGUACCGUAACUAUGAAAGACUAACUCGUGUGCUUAUACUAUAGGAGCUGCACAUUUCACCUGAAAAUCAGUAUACAAGGAUGCAUGAUGACAAUCUCCUUGAUUUUCUAUAAGUUUAUUAGUGUGAUAAUAUCCUUUGAAUGUUGUCAUAUAUGUUUCUGAUUUAAUAAGCUCGGUUCUCAUG
Messenger RNA from Syzygium oleosum, 4538 nucleotides. RefSeq names its product disease resistance protein RPV1-like. The record is from RefSeq and is a predicted model, not a curated record. Bases 198 to 2966 code for a protein of 922 amino acids. Gene Ontology annotation, biological process: defense response; signal transduction. Lineage: Eukaryota; Viridiplantae; Streptophyta; Magnoliopsida; Myrtales; Myrtaceae. The transcript is spliced from 9 exons. Gene Ontology annotation, molecular function: ADP binding.